AUGAAGUAUCGCAGGGUUCUCCCCUGGGCUAUCCCGACUAUCCUGCUGCUCAUCGGGUCCUACUAUUUCUACUUUACACACCAGGAGAGUCGCACCAUCUCACGGACAUGGUACGAUAAUAAUAAUCAUAAUAAAGAUAUCCCACCCAUAUGGCCAGAUAUUCUCAACAUUUCAACCCCCUCUCCGUCACUAUGGAAGGGGAAAAACGCAACCCGGACGCUGGUAGUAGCCAAACUACAACAGGACGACACCUCAUGGGUUGACGAACUCAUCCAGAACGAUCCUCAUCUCACAGGGGCCGUCUACACCGUCGACAAGCACAACGCAACAUUGACCGUCCCCGCCAAUAAAGGCCACGAGGUGAUGGUAUACCUGACCUACAUCAUCGACCACUACGACCGACUCGAUGACGUCACGAUGUUCAUGCACGCGCACCAGAUCACCUGGCACAACAACGACUUUCUAGACUCGGAUUCGGCGCAGAUGGUGCGUCGUUUGAAAAAUACCCAUGUUCUCCGCAACGGGUACAUGAAUCUCCGGUGUCAUCAGCGGCCCGGAUGUCCGGCUCAUAUCCACCUGACCGGAGGCCAGACAGACGACGAAGUGCAUUUCCCCGAGACCGCGGUCAUUGGAGACUCGUGGCGGCAGAUAUUUCCCAACGAUCCGGUGCCAGAGGCCUUGUCGCAGGCCUGUUGUGCGCAGUUCGCCGUAAGUUCGGAGCGAAUCCGUAGGCUUCCGAGACGGCGUUAUGUGGAGUAUCGGGAGUGGUUGCUCCGUACUGAGCUGGAUGAUGGGUUGUCUGGGCGGGUCUGGGAAUAUCUCUGGCAGUGGUUGUUUACUGGUAGGGGGGAGUUAUGUCCGGUGGAAACAACCUGUUAUUGUGAGGGGUAUGGCAUCUGUAUGGAUCCUGAUGAGUAUGAUCGCUACUAUAAGAAUCGGGAAGAAGCACGCAAGUUGGAGACGCAAUUAGAAGAACUGGAGGGGUCGGAUGAAACGGCUGCAGAGCUGAGGAAAAAGAUCGAUGAUUUGCAUGGAAAAAUGGAGGAGUUCAAGACCAAGGCGGUGGCCGAAUAG
Molecule: messenger RNA, 1074 nt
Organism: Aspergillus tanneri
Lineage: Eukaryota; Fungi; Ascomycota; Eurotiomycetes; Eurotiales; Aspergillaceae
Exons: 1
Coding region: 1-1074 (357 amino acids)
Source: RefSeq, a predicted model, not a curated record